AUCACGUGGCGACCGCUCUUCCGGUGUGCCAUGGCGGGCUCUCAUGGCGGAAUCUCCUUCUUGAGGAGCCACUGUGGCGACUUCGUGAAGGUCCCGGGCAGGCGCCGCCCGAUCAAGGCCAAACUGCCUCUGGCGCUAGCCGACCGCGUCUCCAACCGGACUCUGAAGCUCGGAGAGGCAAGUUGUGUUACAGAGAUGGCAUUGAUGAUGGCUUGUUGGAAGGCAAAUGAGUUCAGUGACAGUGUUUGUGCUAAGGAGAUUACAACAUUUUUUGAAUGUGCAGCAAAAGCAGAAGCAAAGAAAAAGGAGACAACUCCAGAAGAAUCUUCGGGAACUCUUAAUUCACAACAAGUCAACAAAUUACUUGGACGAUUCCCAAAUAUUACACACUAUUAUUAACAAAAAUUGUUUCUGUAAAUAUCUGAUUAAAACCUGAAAUUAGAUCAAGUUUGGAAAACUCCCCCACCCCCACUUGUUAAAACUGAGGAGAAAUAAUCUUCAGAAUUGCCAGAUAUAAGUGACUUUGUCUAAAAAGAUCUGCUGCCAGUAAGACCAAACUUACAUUUUCUCUGAUGUGAAGGUUCUUCAAGCAAAAAACUUCCUUAUAGAUUGUUCAGUUAUUGUCAUAUUGAGUUAUAUGAAAUAAAAUCUUAUAAUGAAACAUGCUA
Thamnophis elegans (Western terrestrial garter snake) is the source of this 668-nucleotide messenger RNA. RefSeq names its product coiled-coil-helix-coiled-coil-helix domain containing 1 (gene CHCHD1). The coding region runs from base 31 to 399 and encodes 122 amino acids. Gene Ontology annotation, biological process: mitochondrial translation. Gene Ontology annotation, molecular function: RNA binding. NCBI's taxonomy places the organism in Eukaryota, Metazoa, Chordata, Lepidosauria, Squamata, Natricidae. The record is from RefSeq and is a predicted model, not a curated record. The transcript is spliced from 3 exons. Gene Ontology annotation, cellular component: nucleoplasm; mitochondrial ribosome; mitochondrion.